This is a messenger RNA of Zalophus californianus (California sea lion), 550 nucleotides long. RefSeq names its product 60S ribosomal protein L10-like. The record is from RefSeq and is a predicted model, not a curated record. Gene Ontology annotation, biological process: ribosomal large subunit assembly; translation. Gene Ontology annotation, cellular component: ribosome; cytosolic large ribosomal subunit. Lineage: Eukaryota; Metazoa; Chordata; Mammalia; Carnivora; Otariidae. The transcript has a single exon. Bases 232 to 534 code for a protein of 100 amino acids. Gene Ontology annotation, molecular function: structural constituent of ribosome.
AAUAUACGUGAAUAAAGUUGUUUCAAAACAGAACACUCUGCAGCCAAUUAAGCCGAUUGUGCUCUCCGUCCAUGGGGGCCCAGUGUGCCAUGGCUGCAAACAGUAGCCUCCUUGGUAGUGUAUGCAGCCUGUUGAUUGUAUGGGUUGCCCUAAGGGACCUUGGAGACAGCCCUUUCCAGUGGAUAUUGAGGUCUGACCUCAUGCUAUCUCCAAUCUAGGCUGCAGACAGGUAUGCGGGGUGCCUUUGGAAAGCCCCAGGGCACAGUAGCCAGGGUCCACAAUGGCCAAGUCAUCAUGUCCAUCCGUACCAAGCUGCAGAACAAGGAACAUGUGAUUGAGGCCCUACGCAGGGCCAAGUUCAAGUUCCCCGGCUGCCAGAAGAUCCACAUCUCCAAGAAGUGGGGCUUUACUAAGUUUAAUGCGGAUGAAUUUGAAGACAUGGUGGCUGAAAAGCGGCUUAUCCCAGAUAUCUGUGGGGUCAAAUACAUCCCUAAUCGUGGCCCCUUGGACAAAUGGAGGGCUCUGCACUCGUGAGAAUCUCGGCACUGCC